UCUCAGACAGACACUUAUUCAACAACACUGCCACCUGAAGCACAAUACUUUUUUGCGCUGCGUGUGUCAAUACGUCGUUCACUUCGCCUCUCCUUUAUGUCUAGGAUGCUGAACCUCCACUUUCAUCCCGGCAUGAUUUUAUUCUUCAUAUGGCUUUGUCAUCUUAUGGAAGAUCAAAAAGUUCAAGCUGGCAACUGCUGGCUGCAGCAGGGUAAGAACGGGAGAUGCCAGGUGCUGUACAUGCCAGGCAUGAGCCGCGAGGAGUGCUGUCGAAGUGGCCGGCUGGGCACGUCAUGGACCGAGGAGGACGUGCCCAACAGUACUCUCUUUCGGUGGAUGAUUUUCAACGGCGGGGCUCCCAACUGCAUACCUUGCAAAGGUGGAGAAACCUGCGACAACGUCGACUGUGGACCUGGCAAGAGGUGCAAGAUGAAUCGGAGGAGUAAACCACGCUGCGUGUGUGCCCCAGACUGCUCCAACAUCACCUGGAAAGGACCAGUGUGUGGCUCUGACGGGAAGACCUACAAGGAUGAGUGCGCAUUGCUCAAGUCGAAAUGCAAAGGCCACCCCGAUCUUGACGUCCAAUACCAGGGAAAGUGCAAGAAAACGUGCCGCGACGUUCUGUGCCCCGGCAGUUCCACGUGCGUGGUGGACCAGACAAACAACGCCUACUGCGUGACGUGUAACCGCAUCUGCCCCGAGGUGACGUCGCCCGAGCAGUACCUGUGCGGGAACGACGGCGUCACCUACGCCAGCGCCUGCCACCUGAGACGGGCCACGUGUCUGCUGGGCAGAUCCAUCGGCGUGGCGUACGAGGGCAAAUGCAUCAAGGCCAAGUCGUGCGAGGACAUCCAGUGCAGCACUGGGAAGAAGUGUCUGUGGGACGGGCGGAUGAGCAGGGGCCGAUGCUCCCUGUGUGAGGACGCCUGUCCCGACAGCCGCGGCGACGAGGCGGUGUGCGCCAGCGACAACGCCACUUACCCCAGCGAGUGUGCCAUGAAGCAGGCCGCGUGCUCUCUGGGCGCGCUCCUGGAGGUCAAGCACUCAGGAUCUUGCAACUCCAUCACCGAAGACCAGGACGAUGAUGAGGACGAUGAGGACUCAGACUACAUGGCAUAUGUCCAUUUAUCAUCUGUACUGGAUGGAUAGGCCGCCAUCACUAAAAGGAACAAUCCUAGGGCAAGGGAUCAUGUCCAUACUGUACAUUAUGUGUAUGCUUAUUUAUUUUUAAAGAAAAAAGGAAGUAUACAUAUAGUUCAGUCUGCUAGAUGUUUAUUUAUACUGUGUUUUUGUGUUUUAUAAUUUAUACAUUUACAUUGUCAGGCUUACUAUCUACCAUGAUAUAUUGUGAUACCACUCAUGUUCCCCCCUUUUUUGUUAUUACCCCCUUUCUCUUUUUUAUCAUGAAGAAAUAUAUAUGUCCAAGGAGAAGCAGUGUUAUUUAUUUGUCAUGUUACUGUGUACGUAAUGAAAAAAAAGUCUUCUGCAAGCUGUACAUUGCAUUCCCCGAGCUGUAAAAAUCUGCUUGUUUCAGUCAAAUCUUUAUCACAGAUGUUUAUGUCACACAUACGUAAAUGCAUGUUUAGGCUGUGUGUUUAUUUAUUGGGAAUAUAUCAAUCAUUUUAUGUACAGAUGUGUUUCUGGUUUGUUUACAACUCAUGAUAACUGACCAAAGGGAUUCUCUCAGUGGUACUGCAACGAUGCAUUGUGAACGGUAGGAUUGAAAAGUAAAAAAAUCUAAAAACAAAAAAAACAAAUAUGCUCCACUUCUUUGUUGUUAGCCUGCGAGUUAAAGUUACCUUUAGAUAUGUAUCUACAUGAAGGUGUCAACUUUUGGACAUUGUUCACUAAUAUUAUUUUUUCUUGUCUCUCCAUAUUUGAACAGAAAGGAGAUGUUGGACAAAUUGUGAUUCUUUGGGAAAACGUGUGCCAUUAACAUUUGAGUGCUGUCUUUUUGCCAAUGUGCUCCAUAUUGCUCUUGCAGAGCUUAACUAGUUUAUCAGCAGUUCAUAACACUAUAUCAUACUUCAUCACUGGUUCUUGCUUUUGUUAUCAGAUUGCAUUUUUAUUUCAAACAAUCACAAUAGAAAUACAAAAUUCUGUUAUGAAUAUAUAGUUUUGUAUUUUUUAUGUAAAUGUCACAUGUACAUACAAAGUUUGAUGGUAUUUGUACAGAUAUGAAGAGUGAAACAAUAAAUUUUUUCCUUAUACUUAA
This is a messenger RNA of Gadus chalcogrammus (walleye pollock), 2215 nucleotides long. RefSeq names its product follistatin a (gene fsta). The coding region runs from base 97 to 1149 and encodes 350 amino acids. Gene Ontology annotation, biological process: regulation of BMP signaling pathway; multicellular organism development; cell differentiation. NCBI's taxonomy places the organism in Eukaryota, Metazoa, Chordata, Actinopteri, Gadiformes, Gadidae. The transcript is spliced from 6 exons. The record is from RefSeq and is a predicted model, not a curated record. Gene Ontology annotation, molecular function: protein binding; activin binding.